UGUUGAUUCCGGAUGUAGUGCUGGUGAGAAACCAUUUAGCUGCUCUGAGUGUGAUAAAAGAUUUGGCACCAAGGGAAGUCUGAAGAGACACAUGAUAUGUCAUACAGUCCUCACAGCUUCAUCAAACUCAAACUGAGGAGAACAGAGAAGCAGAGCCUCCAGCCAGCAGCUCAGAUCCAGAUAGACAUUUACAACCACCAGAUACUAAUAAAAAGACGGACCCGUCUUCUGAACCUGAUGACAGUGUUGACAUUGAGUUUUGGAAAGACACCAGGCAGCAUCAGCCAGGGUUCACUUAUCGGAGGAAUAAAAAAGUCUCUGUAAAUGAUGGAUAUAAUACUGGUGAGAAACCAUUCAGCUCCUCUGAUGACAAGGCUGAAAUUGAACCCAAGACUAAUGACUGUGCUGAUGGUAAUUUUAGCAAACAGAUCAGGCAACCUCAAUCAGGUCUAAACCAUCUGAACACUGAGGAAGUCUCUGUCAGUGAUACAGGAUGUAACACUGACAAGAAACCAUUCAGCUCCUCUGAGGACGGUCACACUCUACUGACACACAAGAAAUCUCCCAGAGGAGAGAAACCAUUUGGUUGUUCAGUUUGUGGCAUAACAUUUGCUAAGCGUGAAAGCUUACGUUCUCAUAUGACAUGUCACACAGGGAAGGAACCUUUCCACUGUUCAGUGUGUAACACAGGUUUCAGUGACAGCGAGGCUUUAGUUCAACACAUGAGGAUCCACACGAGACAAACACAGUUUAGUUGCACAAUUUGUGGUGAAGAAUUUGCAUGGAGAAGAUAUCUGACAAAACACAUGGAAGUCCACACAAACAAAAAAAUCUACAGCUGCAGAGAUUGUGGCCAAAGAUUCACGUGGCUUUUUUUGCUCAGAAACCAUAAAUGUCUCUGUCAUCAGUCCUCACAGCUUGAUCAAACUGAAGAGAACAGAGAGGCAGAGCCUCCAGCCAGCAGCUCAACUGAACAGGAGGAACUCUUGACCAGUCAGGAGGGAGAGCAGCUUCAAGGGCUGGAGGAGGCUGAUAUCAUCAAGUUCCCAUUCUCUCCUGUCCCUGUGAAGAGUGAAGAUGAUGAAGAGAAACCUCAGUCCUCACAGCUUCAUCAAAGACAAACUGAACAGAUAAAACCAGAACCAGCCAGGAACUCAGAUCCAGAUGGACACACAGAACCAGAUACUAAGACUGGAAACUCUUCUGAACCUGAGACUGAUGACAGUGAUGAUUGGAAGGAGACCAGACAACCUCAGUCAGGUUUAAACUCUCUGAAUAAUGAUGAAGUUCCUGUCAGUGAUGAGAGACAUAAUACUGAAAAGAACUUAUGUAUCUGCUCUGAGUGUGGGAAAAGAUUUGGCAACAAGGCAGAUAUGAAGAAACACUUGAUAAUUCAUACAGAAGAGAAACCUUUCAGCUGCUCAGUUUGUGGGAAAAGAUUUGGCAACAACGCAGAUAUGAAGAGACACUUGAGAAUUCAUACAGAAGAGAAACCUUUCAGCUGCUCAGUUUGUGGUAAAAGAUUUCCGCGCAGAGCACAUCUGAAGAAACACAUGAUGACUCAUACUGGAGAGAAACCAUUCAGCUGCUCAGUUUGUAAGAAAUCUUUUACACAUAGUGGAGAUUUACAGAAACACAUGAUCAUUCCCACAGGAGAGAAACCCUUCAAUUGCUCAGUGUGCGAUAAGAGAUUUUUGCGUCGGGCACAUCUAAAGACACACAUGCUAACUCACACAGAAGAGAAACCGUUCAGCUGUUCAGUCUGUGAGAAAUCUUUUACAAAAAGUGAUAGUUUACAGUAUCACAUGAGAAUCCACACGGGAGAGAAACCAUUCAGCUGCUCAGUGUGUUGUAAAAGAUUUAUACACAAGGCUCAUCUGAAACGUCACAUGACCCAACACACAGGAGAGAAACGACUGAGCUGCAGCGUUUGUGACAAAACAUUUGCCUGGUGUAUUCAGGUCAAAACACAUGAGUGUAUUGGUGGUCAGUCCUCACAGCUUCAUCAGAGUCAGACUGAGGAGAGCAGAGAGGCAGAGCAGCUCUACUGAACAGAUGGAAACAUCUUAUAUGAGCAACAGUAUGGAUUUGGCAGACACUACUCGCCACAUAUGACUAUUUUACAACUUAUUGAUAAGAUUACAUCAGCCCUAGAUAAGAAUGAAUACCCGGUUACAAUUAAUAAUUAAAUUUUACUGGCCUAAUAAGGGUUGAGUACUCCAAUGGUUAUGUGAGUAGCGGGGCAGUUAAGCAUAACAAUUGGGGAAUUUGCAAUAAAAGCACAUUUGUCACAGAUGUAGGUUUAUACGUUAUGAAAAGAUAUGGAUAUUGAGGCACUGCAAAUUUGCCAUUUUGCAAAAUAGGCGCUUAAUAUUCCUAAAUGUUGCAGAAAAUGGAUUUUAUGACUCUUGGUGAUUUCCAAGAUGUGUUCAA
Molecule: messenger RNA, 2433 nt
Organism: Sebastes umbrosus (honeycomb rockfish)
Lineage: Eukaryota; Metazoa; Chordata; Actinopteri; Perciformes; Sebastidae
Product: gastrula zinc finger protein XlCGF57.1-like
Exons: 2
Coding region: 639-2051 (470 amino acids)
Biological process (GO): regulation of transcription by RNA polymerase II
Molecular function (GO): DNA-binding transcription factor activity; RNA polymerase II cis-regulatory region sequence-specific DNA binding
Source: RefSeq, a predicted model, not a curated record